AUGAGUGGUGGCGUUGGCGGAAGAGGAGGCGACGAGCUUCCCUCUUCAACGCAACCUAGGAGAAGACCAUCGACAUCGAUGCUCACCAACCAAUCUCCCCCUCGACUUCGAACGAUGCCGGACCAACGCUGGAGCCCGGAACCUCGACGAAUAUCGUAUCCGCAGGAGGGAGCAACCUCUGGGAGGUCAUCGGCUCCGAGGGUUCACUCGGUUUCACCAGAUAUCAGGCGAGAGCCGCUGUUGCCACCGGCCGCGAUCUCACCUCCACCGCACCGGCGAUCGUCAAGAGAGCCCCCACGAAGCACUUCGAGCUCCGUUCCAUCUUACUACGACGAACGAUAUCUGGGCCGCGCCAGAGACUAUCCAGAACCUGCUAUUCCGGAUCGACUGGAACGCAGCGGAGAAGGUAGCUGGGUACCACCCCCCGGAGGUCCUUGGCCCCAGUACCCGCCGCCGUCUUACCGACACGCAGAGCGACCAUACUCCUACGGGCCGCCUCCGCCAGCACUGACACAUCAUCAAGUAGCACCCUCUGGACCCCCCGGUGCUCCGGCGGCGACUCCCAAUCCUCAACCUGUCGGAAAUUCUGCUCGCGCACGGUCCCCGCGUAGGGCAUCUACGUUCCCCGUACUGGAACAGAGCUACGGACCUUCGUCAAGCCAACACGGUGCGAGAGAGCGCCAGGUAAGCGGCUACGGCGCGUCAAGCGCGGCUGUGCCGAUGCCGGGCAGCGAGAUAAGUGGUGGCCGCGGCCGAUAUGAUCGCGGACCCCGUGCCUCAUUUCCGCAAGAGCGACCGCGAGCAUUCUUCACCCCUCUCGCCACCGGCCACCGCGACCUCUCCACCUGGCCCAGAGAUCUCGUCGACACCUACCGGCUAGGAUGGGAGGACGCCAUGGCGGCCGUCGCUGAGGGUCAGUUCCACAUCGACGAUGUAGUUCACCACCGCGUUCCUCUGUGGCCGCCACCAGGUCGUCCGACCUCUCAGCCCCGUCCUCCAACCGCUCAUGAUCCAGAACUCGAGCGCGAGGCCAAGCGGGACCUCGAACGCAGAAGCAGAGACCGUGAAUUGGAGACUUUGCCCUACCCUGCGAACAAGGAACCGCGUCUGUCACCGGCGCGUAGCAUGGUUGCACAUCCAUCGGCUUACCCCUCUGCGCCACCGCCGUACCCACCCUACGCACAUCCCCACUCACAUUCAGGUGCUCAGGUUGGUUCAGGGCCUGGCCCCAUUCCAGAUUACGCACCACCGUACCCUCCGGCAACAGCCCCCUAUCCGUAUCCCUACACAGGCGGCCAUUACCCACCGUCCGGACCGUAUGACCAUCCUUCCUACGGUCCUCAUGUCAUGCCCGGCGGCAUGUACGGCGGGCCCGGAGCAGGAGCAUACUCGCGUGCGUCGGAACAGCCCACACCCCACCUGCGCAACCGCCAAAUGAUCAGCUGCCACCCUUGUCGAUCGCGAAAGGUCAAGUGCUCCGGCGGGCAUCCCUGCGAAGCUUGCAUCAAAAUCAAGAAAACCUCCGAGUGCGAGUACGAGAAGACCGUCCGACGAAGGGGAAAAGGCAAGAAAAGCCUGAUGGGGGAAUCGGAAUGGCAGUCCGAGUCUCAGCGGCGAGAAGGCGGACGAGGAGACGGUGGUUCCGAAGAGGAGGGAGGGGAAGGAGAGCGCCGGCCGUCCGGUGCCACGACAUCGCAGGCUACUUCUGUUACUUCCAAGCCCUCCCGACAGUCGAGUGAGCGCAAUGAGCGACACGAAGUUGCAGAAGCGCCCCACGACGAUGAUAACGAAGGCAGCCCCGAACGAUCGAAUCAGCCUAGAGGGACUAAGAGGUCAAGGUCCGACAGCAGGAGUAAGCCCCCAACCAGCUCUCGACGUGGACCCUCCCAAUCGAGGCGACCAUAA
Molecule: messenger RNA, 1905 nt
Organism: Trichosporon asahii var. asahii CBS 2479
Lineage: Eukaryota; Fungi; Basidiomycota; Tremellomycetes; Trichosporonales; Trichosporonaceae
Exons: 4
Coding region: 1-1905 (634 amino acids)
Biological process (GO): regulation of transcription by RNA polymerase II
Cellular component (GO): nucleus
Molecular function (GO): DNA-binding transcription activator activity, RNA polymerase II-specific; zinc ion binding; RNA polymerase II cis-regulatory region sequence-specific DNA binding
Source: RefSeq, a predicted model, not a curated record